This is a messenger RNA of Lindgomyces ingoldianus, 2393 nucleotides long. RefSeq lists its product as uncharacterized. Bases 65 to 2389 code for a protein of 774 amino acids. The record is from RefSeq and is a predicted model, not a curated record. Lineage: Eukaryota; Fungi; Ascomycota; Dothideomycetes; Pleosporales; Lindgomycetaceae. The transcript is spliced from 4 exons.
CUUCAACCAUCUCAUCGACACUGUUACACCCCAUUCAAACUCUCAAGACCAUUCGACCGUCAUCAUGCAACACGAGCACUCGACUCCCUGGGGGGCCGACCAGAUCUAUUGUGAGACGGCCAGUGUGGACGUCAGCCCAACGAAUGCGACUGUUCCGUUCAUUCCAGAGAGCCCGGAAACUUGCCGGUCUCAGCCUCGCAUGUCACCACUCAACCUCGACCUUCAGAAUGAAAACUCCACUCGCAUACCCGGUUUCCGUUUUAAUGGAGAUUGGCCAAUGCUUCCUGCUCCUGCCCACCCUGACGUUGUCGUAGAUCAUCAACUGGAUGAGAGUUCAUCUAUUGACCUUCAAGAUGACUCCUCUGAGGGCUUAACUACAGUGUCCGUUCCUGACUUGAUCGAGGAUAGACAGGACUCGUGGUCUUCUGUUGGAUCAGCAGAAGGCAAGGCCGUGGAACCGUGGUCAAAAUUUAACUUAAGGUUGCCUGGAAUAUCAUGCAGAGAGUGUGGAGCUUCAUUCACUGGAGAAUGGCAGAAAGGCAAUCACUCUCGUCACGUGCGCCAUAAACAUGCGCCACCUCAACAGGACCCACGUUUACAAUGUGAAGUAUGCCACAAAUGGUUCCACCGGUCAGAUGCAAAGAAAGAACAUCAGCGCAAGAAGCAUGGAGAUCAUGGUGAGAGCCCACCCAGGAUGACUCAUGUCAAUGAAAGCAAUCCAGCAUCGAGCCAUCCAGACAUCCCAACGGAGGCUAGUCUUGACCGAACUGCGCUGGGUGCAUGGAUUAACUCACAAGAUCCACGUCUGGUGUAUUCUGGUGAACCUUCAGCUUCACCGGUCGCUUCUGUUUUGCAACCUUCGAUGAUCUUCGUGGAGAAUCCGUACAUCCCAAAAGACAUGGUUAGUGGAAUACUGCGUCUCUUAGACCCGCGAGUCGACCCGACCUUUACGAACAGGAUUUUCAAUGGUUUGGAUCUUGUUAUCGGAAAUUUGUUUGAGCGAUUUCCGAACGAUCCUCUGAUUAUUGGUUUCAUCAAGGCUUUGAGACGAACGGACCUCGGUUUUCAACUUUGCUUUGCUUCUUCGUCGUCGUCCUCCAACGUGUUCACUCACUGGACAUUGGCCUCCAGUGAUGUUGGGGCAAUUUCUUGCGCCAAUGGCUCGGUACAAUCUACUCAAUCACCCGGACAGGCACCACACCCAUCUUCCUCUCUACUUCAAACCCCCUACUCUCCUCCGGGAGGUAUUUCGAACUCGAGAGGUAAAGGCAGAUCGGGUCGGGACAAACCCCAGAACAGUAUUGGCUUGGGAAGCCACCACCCUAGGAAGACGGACAGCAGGAGGCUGCUAGCGUGUCCAAAUAAGAAGCAUUGCGAAGCCGAUGGUCAGCGUCCGCUAUGUCGUUUCGAGGGCGCAGUCAACAUGUGGGGAGUGAUGCAACAUUUGAGAUCCCGAGACCAUCGUCAUUUUCUCCCUUCCCUAUCUGUUUGUCGAAUGUGCUGGAAAUUUUCGACACAUGAAGGUUCAAGUCAGAACUUGUGCAUAUCUGGGAAUUGCAAACGUCGUCCUCAACCACGAGGGCCCAGGGUUGCAGAGCACUGGAGAGAUUUAUUCAGGGAAAUCUACCCGGAAUCCGCUCGAAUCCCCAAUCCAUACGUGGACGACCCAGGGUGGACCGAAGCCGGCCCCUCCACCACUGCUAACUCCGUAAUCGUCCAAGAAUUAACACAACCACAGAACGACCUUCCUUUUUUAGGAGAUGGCUUGGGUAAGAAUGACACUGCGCCAUUCUUGACCCUUACUCCUUUCGCCCCUAGACCUAAUGGAAUGAUAUUCAACCCAGAGGAAGAGCGCGCAGGCCAAAUCGCCGAAGCAGCUGCCAUGGAAGUCAUUCAACGACUUUGCAACUCAUUCCAGAGUGGCUCCGAUUCCCUUUACCAGUCCAUGGACCAAUUGAUGAGCGAGGCUAGACCAUUGGAGUCACCCCACCUUCAAGAACUGUCCGAUCGUUUCAGAGAUAUAGCGAGCGAUCUUCUUGCAAGACUGCGGACCAGUGCCGAGGCCAGGUUACAGCUUCGCCCUCAGCAGGAUCUGCCGCAUUUCACCCACGACGACUCGACCUAUUUUUGUGCAGCCUCCCCAUUUCAGUCGUCUCCGGACAGCUUUCAGGAUUCCACAUACGGCAGCUGGCUGAAACUUCCGCUGCAGAACGAUCGACACUCGAGUGCGCCUCCGUCUUCCAGUUUCCGUCCAGAAGAAUAUACGAUUCCACCCGAACUCUCGGGCCUCAGUCCAGGUCUCAAUCUUGCUGCUGCUAGGCCUUUUCCGAUGACAUCCCAGUUCGAGAUGGUUAGGUCUCAUAGUUACGGAUCUCUUCCUCCGCAAUGAUCCU